This is a messenger RNA of Fraxinus pennsylvanica, 1236 nucleotides long. The record is from the annotation of a GenBank genome assembly. Lineage: Eukaryota; Viridiplantae; Streptophyta; Magnoliopsida; Lamiales; Oleaceae.
AUGAAGUUGAAUUUUUUCAGAAAACUAGAUACUGUUGUAAUCUCUUUAUUCCUCUAUAAAUACACCUCUAUUCAUUUCCUGAAUUCCCAUAAUCUCAUUUCCCUCUUAAUUUACGCUCUCGUCUCAUUACGACUUAGCCAGGAAAUACUUGUACUGUCAUGUCUCCAGCAAUGGAAGUACAUAUUGCCAGCUUCGGAACGUCCCAAUGUUGUUGAACAUGAAAAAUCAACUGGCGCCGCAGACAACGCCAAUCUUGAGCUGCCAAUCGUUGAUUUUGCCGAAUUGCAGGGUCCUAAUCGGUCUCAAGUCCUUAAUUCUCUUGCCUCUGCCUGCGAAAACUAUGGAUUUUUCCAGCUGGUGAAUCAUGGUAUUCCGUACGAGAUUAUAAGCAAUAUGGUAGAUGUGAGUAAAAGGUUCUUUGAGAUGCCAUAUUCAGAAAGAGAGAAAUAUAUGUCAGCAGACAUAAACUCACCUGUUCGGUAUGGGACAAGCUAUAAUCAGAGAACUGAUGGUGUCUUUUGUUGGAGGGAUUUUCUCAAAUUGGUUUGUCAGCCUCUACCAGAUGUCCUUCCCCAUUGUCCUUCUUCUCCAAAUGAUUUUAGGACAUUGGCUGUUAGUUAUGCUAAAGAAGUCAAAUUCUUGUUCCUAAUGCUAGUGGAUGCCAUCCUAGAAAGCCUUGGACUAAUGAACAAAAAGAAUACGACGCGAGAAGAUGAGGACGACGACGAUGACGAUGAUGAUAAAGACGAAGAAAAGGAGAUAUUAAAGGAAUUUGAAGAUGGAAGCCAGCUAAUGAUACUGAAUUGUUACCCUCCUUGUCCACAACCUGAUUUGACACUGGGAAUGCCACCUCAUUCUGACUAUGGAUUCCUCACUCUUCUCCUCCAAGAUGAAGUCAAGGGAUUGCAAAUACAGCACCAAGAAAAUUGGGUUACUGUUGAACCCAUUCCUGGAUCCUUUGUUGUCAAUGUUGGAGAUCAUCUUGAGAUAUUCAGCAAUGGGAGGUAUAAGAGCGUAUUGCAUAGAGUAUUGGUGAAUUCGAUGAAUUAUAGGAUUUCGGUGGCUUCUCUACAUAGCCUUCCUUUCGAAAGCACAGUGCAACCAUGUCCCAAACUCAUUAGUGAAACAAAUCCAAGGCGUUACAUGGACACAAAUUUUGCGAGUUUUCUUGAGUACAUGAAAUCUCGCGAUUCGACAAAAAAGAAUUUCCUUGAGUCCAGGAAAUUGACUUCGUAA